UAUAAGCAAGUGAACGACAGAAAACAGACAGAUGGAUUUGAUCAGCAGUGAUAGCACGCUGGGAUUAUGACAGUUUUCAUAGAUCAACAGGAAAGAAGCAAAACGAGGACAAGUUGUGGGAACUAACUAGCUUCUGCGGACCAGAGGAUUAAAAGAAGAGGACAGAGAACGGGCGCUAGAAUGGAUAAACUCAGCACAAUUUGAGAUCAGUUUUAACAAGUGGAUAGACUUUGUUUCCAUCUGAGUGCUGCCAGGCCCUUAGACCUGCCAGACCCGAGCUGCUGGUGUACACCAACACAGAGUAAUUUUCUCAGCAUCAGCCAGUUGACCAAUGAAGUCAGCGCUGUAGGGAAGAUUGGCGAUGAUCCGCUUUCAGCUUUGCCAGGAGUGUCAGAGCAAUCGCCGUUAGAGCUCAUUGUGUUUGCAGUAGCGCAGAGAGUGAGAGAAAGCAGACAGUGUGUAGUAAUCUAAGGAUGACACCCGCACUUUAUUCCAUCAGAUAGUGCUCAGUGAGGUGUGCGGUGCAACUCGCUGCGCUUUGUCUCUACACUACAAACACACACACAUUAAGCACUCACAACUACACACACACAAACACACCAGAGCCACACACUUACACAGACCAACAAGGCAUCAGGUCCUGACAAUCAGCGAAACUGUGUCUGGACCUUGAACACAGCAGGGUUUGAGAUCAGUGUGUUUGAGCGAGAGUGUAACUGGAGUGCACCCAGGCGCCGACUGCAGCCAGUGGAACACGUUAGAAAGGAAGCGUUAGGAAAGCCGAUGCUGCAUGAUUAAACUGUCCGAUAGCCUGUGAUUAUUCAAGUAAAAUCAGUAAAAUCUCUGUCCAUUUGCGCUGCAGUGUGUACAUGAUAGCUCAUCUGCAAAGUUCUAGCAUCCAAGCGAAUAAUGGUAGAAUUCUUGUGAGGAUCACGUGAAAGUCUCCGGGGUAAUAUAGCAUACCAAAAUAUGUAGCAUCUGAAUGUAAAGUAUCUUACAACAGUUUUGUUCAGUGCUUUGCAAGUUCGUUCUUCUACACAGGGCAAGCACUUUCACUCUGUCUUUUCAGCGCUGCACUCGAGCUCAAUGGAUUUUAUUUAACCUUGGCUAUCUCUAGAUGAGUUGCAGUAAGAUAGUGUCUCAGUCUCUCAAGAGGUCUGGAUGGUUUGGUAUUAGCUCUAAGGAACAUUGACUUCUCUGCCUACUGAUUUGUUGGGUGAGAAGUGCUGAAAACCUUGUCUAACUCAUUAAAAUACAAUCUGUUUGAGGAUGAACGUUGUUGCCCUAGAUUCUUCUGUCCUUAAGGGCAUAGCAGUGGAGAUGGUUCUAUUUUGAAAGUUGUAAUAUUGUCAACACCAGCAGAGAAAAUCAGACCUGCUUUGGAUGUCAGUUUCAUUUGUUUUAUUUGACUGAAAUUUUGUAAUACUGAUGGUUUAUUUCCCCUAAAUAAGUGUGGUUUGACCCAAUGGAGACAGGUUGCCUAUUUGUUGUUGUGGUUAACUGUGUGGCUCAUUAUUGCUCAGACCCUGCUAUAAGCUCCAAGUGUGACGCUGUAGUAUACAGCUGAAGAAUUAAUUAACCUGUACCUCAUUAAGUUAAUUGCAUAGCUGCCAUUACUGAAUACUCUUGUUAGUAUACGGUCUGUUUGGUACUGUUUGGCAUUGUUUUUCUCAGUUUAUUGAUUUUGAGAAUCUCAAACUUUGGUCUCAGGAGACUUAAAGCGCUACAAUAAAAAAUUAGAUUUUCUUUAAAUUGAACUGAGCCUCAGUAGGACUUUGCAGUAGCAAAUCUCUCACAUUACAUGGAAUUAAAACAAUGCAUAGUCUAAAUUCUGUCUAAGGAACACAAGGAGCUAUAGUCAACAAAUGAACUUUGUUGCUGUAAGCUUUUCUCUGUGUGCAUUGUGAUAUAGUGUCUAAAUCGCUUGCUCUACAAUUGCUCUGAGCUCUGGCAAAACGUUUGUGUGUUGCGUGCAAACGCUGGCUAGAAGUCAGUCUUGUGUGGCUUUGUUGCUAAGGCAGUUUCUUUGCAUGUGCUUGGAUGCUGUAUAGCACAGUUUGUCCUCAUACAACAACAGUUAGCAUGUGCAUUAGUUGGCAUUGUUUUUGAGAACAAAUCCAAGUGCAUAUAUGUGUGUGUGUGGACUGGUUUGUCAGUAGCACUGCAGGCAGGGUCACAAAGGAGCCAUUGAUCAAACAGUCACAGCCACACACACACACACGCGCGCAUUUAUACAUACAAACACAAGUUCUCAAUACACAAUGAGGCCUGUCCGAAGCUCUGUCCUCUGCCGCCUCCUUCCUGCUCCUUACUCUCUUGCUCUGCGCAGCCUAGUUCUGGUCCUGCUCUGCAUCACUCCCCAUUGUCAGGCAGUGCAAGCAGAGAAUGUAACAGUCUUGGAGGGGGGUACGGCUCAGAUCUCCUGCCGCCUGCAGAACUACGAUGGAUCGAUCGUGGUCAUCCAGAAUCCCCGCCGCCAGACUCUCUUCUUCAACGGCACACGAGCCUUGAAGGACGACCGUUUCCAGAUGGUGCUCUUCACGCAACGGCUGGUUCGCAUCACACUGACCAACGUUAGCGUGUCCGAUGAGGGCGGCUACUUCUGCCAGCUCUACACGGAUUCCACGCACCACCAGGUGGCGACACUCUCGGUCUUGGUUCCCCCAGAGACACCCACAGUGGAGGUGAAGCAGGAGGCUGUGGAGGGCGGCGAGGCGGAACUCACCUGUGUGUCACCACGCAGCAAGCCGGCCGCCACCCUGCGAUGGAUGCGUAAAGGACGGGAGAUAGCAGGUGUGGUAUCCCUGCAGGACAAUGGGAAGACAUUCAGUGUAUCCAGCACCAUCCGCAUCCCGGUAGAAAGGAAAGACGAUGGGGCAGCACUGAGUUGUGAGGCAUUCCACCCUGCACUUAAUGGGCAGAAGAGGAUUCGGCAUUAUCGCCUGGAUGUGUAUUUUGCACCUACAGUUCGAAUUGUUCCUCCUGCUGGCAUUUUGCGAGAGGGCGACUCGCUCACCCUCACCUGCUCUGUCACUGGGAAUCCUCUGCCCAGAAACACUCAGUGGUCCAAGAUUAAUGACACCUUACCUGAGAGGGCAGAGAUUUCUGGCACUACUCUUCAGAUUUCCCGUCUUAGCCAAUCACACAACGGGACAUACCUGUGCCAGGCCCAGAACGACUAUGGUCGUGCUGCUGAUCAUUACACGCUGUUGGUGUAUGAUCCUGGUGCAGUGGUGGAGACUCACAGUGCAGUACCCUAUGCAGUGAUAGGUGGUGUUCUGGCGCUGCUGGUUUUCACUGUCAUCUGUGUCCUCAUUGUCACCAUCUGGUGCUCUGUCCGACAGAAAGGUUCCUAUCUUACCCAUGAGGCCAGUGGGUUGGAUGAACAUGGUGAAGUGCAAGAGGCCUUCCUCAAUGGGAAUGACGCCAGCCAGGGCAAGAAGGAGUACCUACUGUAGCCCUUCUCCUUCCCUACUCCCUUUUCUUCUGACCUCAUACCCUUUCCCCCUUCCUGUCCUUGUGUCCCACCUUAUAUACAGUAUACACACGCACACACACACACGCACACACACACACACACACACACACAC
Molecule: messenger RNA, 3590 nt
Organism: Neolamprologus brichardi
Lineage: Eukaryota; Metazoa; Chordata; Actinopteri; Cichliformes; Cichlidae
Gene: cadm4
Product: cell adhesion molecule 4
Biological process (GO): regulation of Rac protein signal transduction; negative regulation of peptidyl-tyrosine phosphorylation; regulation of wound healing
Cellular component (GO): cell-cell contact zone
Molecular function (GO): vascular endothelial growth factor receptor 2 binding
Source: RefSeq, a predicted model, not a curated record